CGUCUUAGUUGUGUGUUGGCAAAGGUGAGGCGCCGGGUUCGUAAGGCCUCUCUGUUGCUGACGAAAGCUUUUCUUCUAAUUUGCGGUAUCAAAACUUUUUUCUAUUGCGCCAGUCAACCAAGAAGAUCUUUAACAGUAGCUGCAUUCCUUUCGAGCAAGCGCAUUGAGUGCAGACAGUUUCUGCCAAAACGCUUGCAGAGGCGAAGAAGCGGAUAUUUUGCGGGAACGUGCGCAGGGUGACCCCCACUCUGUCGACAACGUUCGAUAGGAUUAUACAUGUCUGCACAAUCGGGCAUGUAUAGCCAAAGAAUGAUGGACGGACGACGCUGGCACCUAGUGCUGGCACUGAUUUUUGGCGUGUUUCUUACUACCGCACAUGGACAAGGUACCUCAAUAGAAAAUGAAAAGCACUGCACCAGAAAUGGCGUCACUUUCGCGAGUGGGGACGUUUUUAAACCAUUUCCUUGCGAGGUGUGCGUAUGUGUUAACGGCGAGCUAAUCUGUGAUGAGGUUCAAUGCGACAAGCUGGAUUGCCCCAACCCUGUUGUACCAGAAGGAAAAUGUUGUCCCGUUUGCGCCGGAGGACAAAAAGGACAAAAAGGAGAACCUGGCUCUCCGGGAGAUACGACGGGACUUGGAAUACCGGGAAACCCUGGACCAAAAGGCGAGGCAGGUGACCAGGGACCAGCAGGUGAAGAUGGAUUACAAGGACAACAGGGUGAUAUUGGACCAAGAGGAGCAAAUGGUUCCCCCGGAAGACCAGGCCCACCAGGACCUCCCGGUCCUCCUGGACCUGCUGGAGACGGCGGUGGAUACCCCUCAGAUGACAAGGGACCAAUUAACAGAGGAUCGAGAGGUGUACCGGGCUCAAUGGGACCUCGAGGACCACAAGGGCGAACUGGACCAUCUGGACCUCAAGGAUUCAUGGGACCCCCAGGGGAACCUGGACCAGUAGGAUCAAUGGGACCCCCCGGAUCUCCAGGAGUCAUAGGAUUGCCUGGAAAAGACGGAAAAGAUGGCGAAGACGGCAAACCUGGAAAGUCUGGCGCGAUGGGACCGUCUGGUCAAAUGGGUCCAAGAGGUGUACCCGGAAAUCCCGGAAUGCCAGGAGCUAAAGGUCACCCGGGUUACAACGGUCUAGAUGGAGCAAAAGGAGAAAAUGGCCAGGAAGGCGAAAAGGGAGACAGUGGUGAAACCGGAGAACAAGGAAGAGAUGGUGCACUUGGACCUCGUGGCAUACCAGGAGAGAGGGGACGACCCGGAGCAUCAGGACCACCAGGAUCAGCUGGAUCUGAUGGCGCUGCAGGACAAUCUGGACCGCCGGGGGCAAUGGGACCGUCAGGUUCAAGAGGUUUCCCAGGAACCCCCGGAAGUAAAGGUGAAAGAGGACCCACAGGCGCAGGUGGCCCUGAAGGUCCCCAAGGACAGCGUGGAGAAAGUGGAACUCCUGGACCACCAGGUCCUUCUGGAGCAACUGGCAAUCCAGGAACCCCAGGAGGUGCAGGUGCUAAAGGAUCUUCGGGUUCACCAGGUAUCAGCGGACCACCAGGUAUUCCAGGAUCACAAGGACCACCUGGGCCUCAAGGAAGCGUCGGGCCGGGUGGACAAAAAGGAAACCAGGGCACACCGGGCACGACAGGGUACAAAGGAGACCAGGGACCAAAAGGAUCACAAGGAUCAAUGGGAUCUCAAGGCAUACAAGGACCACAGGGAGAAGAAGGAAAGAGGGGUCAGCGUGGAGAGUCAGGACCUGAAGGAGCUCCCGGACCAGUUGGCGCGCGGGGUUCACCAGGUAAUCGUGGUUUCCCAGGAAGCGAUGGAGCCGUUGGGCAAAAGGGUCUAAGAGGAGAGCGUGGAAAACCUGGAAAUAUUGGUUCAAAGGGUUCAACUGGUGAUCUUGGACGUACAGGAGAACCCGGAAUGCCAGGGUCGAGGGGACUUUCUGGUAGACCUGGACCCGAAGGAAGAGAAGGAAAAGCCGGACCUGUCGGAAAACCUGGUGCUGAUGGUCGUGCGGGAGCAGCCGGCCCUCCUGGUACUCGUGGUCCACCGGGACAGAUGGGUUUUACUGGUCAAAAAGGAACUUCGGGAGAAUCAGGUAAAUCUGGAGAAAAGGGUGCAGGUGGACCCCCAGGUCCAAGAGGAGCUGCAGGUAAACCUGGCGAAAUUGGACCACAAGGAAUAGCAGGACCUCCGGGAAUGGUUGGAGAAAGAGGUGAACAAGGACAACCCGGUUCUCCCGGAUUUCAAGGUCUUCCUGGACCGAUGGGUAUUUCAGGACCACCAGGAAAACCCGGUGAAUCGGGAGUCCCUGGCGAAAUGGGAUCAUCCGGACCAGCAGGUGAUCGAGGACCUCAAGGAUUUCCAGGGGCUAGAGGAAAAGCAGGAUCAGUUGGGCAACCAGGACCAAGAGGUAUUGCCGGUGUUCCAGGAGAUGAUGGUCUCAAGGGUGCUACAGGAGGUGAAGGUAGCAAAGGAGAACAAGGUCCAGCCGGACAAUCAGGUGUUCCCGGACCUCGAGGACCUGUUGGUAUGGAAGGAGCUAAGGGUGAAAUUGGAGAUUCAGGUCCUCAAGGCAAGGAAGGAGAACCAGGAAGUCAGGGAGUACGUGGACCUCCAGGUCUGAUAGGAGCAAAUGGUGCUCCAGGACCAAGCGGACUCAAAGGGGAUAACGGAGAACCUGGAGAAGCAGGGCCAGUUGGAGCUCGCGGAGAACCCGGAUUAAGAGGGGAUUCCGGACCGGUUGGAUCUCCUGGAUUCCCAGGGUCACCAGGACCAGGUGGACAAUCAGGUAAAAAGGGUGACUCUGGAGCACGAGGACAGAAGGGAGAUUCAGGAUCACCUGGCUCUCAAGGGCCAUCUGGCGGACCAGGACCUCAAGGCGAGCCCGGAGUACAGGGUGUUAAAGGAGGCCGAGGAUCACAGGGGGCACCUGGAGCUACUGGAUUUCCCGGACCGACUGGAAGACCAGGAGCACCAGGAUCACAGGGACCAGCUGGACAACAAGGAUCGGGUGGUGAACCAGGAAAACCUGGACCAAGAGGCGCAAGGGGUGAUAACGGAAAAGCUGGAGCCCGAGGACAGGAUGGUCCCCCAGGACCCGCCGGAAAUGAAGGACCUUCGGGAAAACCAGGACCACCAGGAGCACCGGGAGAAAAUGGUCCAAGUGGAGAAUUUGGAAAGCCCGGGUCACAGGGUACACCAGGUCUUCCGGGUCCUCCGGGAUCUCGGGGUCCAAAUGGUCAACGUGGCCCUAACGGAGAAUCAGGAAAACAGGGACUUCCAGGACCGGCUGGAGACAGAGGAUUGCCUGGAGAUGUUGGGGCGAGAGGUUUGGGCGGACCUCCAGGUGAGCGUGGACCAGAGGGUCCACCCGGAUCGCCUGGCCAAAGUGGACGCGAUGGUUCAAAUGGUAUAAAGGGAGAUCGGGGAGCAAUAGGUAUUGCUGGACCUCCUGGUGGACCCGGAGUGCCUGGGCCAAUGGGAGAAGCUGGUCCCGAAGGAAAGUCAGGAUCGAGAGGAGAUCCGGGCCCGCCUGGAACUCAAGGAUCCCCUGGACCUCAAGGUGGACGUGGUAAUCCCGGAUCACAAGGAGCCCGUGGAUUCAAAGGAAAUCAUGGAGAUCUCGGACCAAGGGGUCUCAAAGGUCAUCGUGGUUACACUGGUAUUCAAGGUUUGCCUGGUCCCCAAGGUAAGACCGGAGAAAAUGGUUUAUCAGGACAGUCAGGACCUCAGGGACCAAGGGGAUCUACUGGACCUCAAGGACCUGCAGGAACAGAUGGAAAAUCAGGUAUGCCCGGACCCAGCGGACCUCAAGGACCCCGGGGUAAUACUGGAAGCGAUGGAAUGCCUGGUGAGCCCGGUAAUCGCGGACCUCCAGGACCUCCUGGACCACCCGGACCAACAGUUACUAUUCCAUUCCCCUAUGAUGGUAACAAAGGACCAGUCAAUCCGUUGUAUGCUCAAGAUCAAGCAUUUGCAGAUAUGGCUACUGUCAGCAGAGACAAUGAGGUUAUGGUGGCGUUGAAAGAACUUCAUAGUGUUGUGGACUCUAUCAAGGCUCCACUCGGACUGGAUAAGAAAUCUCCCAGUCGAAGCUGUCUCGAUCUUUAUUUGACAGCACAAGAAGCCGGAAUUCCAGUCAAGAGCGGAUACAAAUGGAUUGAUCCAAACGGAGGAUGCCCCGCUGAUGCCAUCGAAGUACACUGCGAUUUCGACACCAAAGAAACUUGCGUAUUUGCCAACCAACCUCGCAUUGUAAACGGAACCAAUGGAAUGGAAGGGCUGAGAAACAACGGACAAAUGGCCAACAAGAACGUGUUUUAUAGUGACAUGCAUGGCCGACGAAUGAAUUAUGAUCCUAAAGUUGAAAACACAGUGAAAAGUGCCGAUUACAACAGUCAGCUCACUUUCUUGAGGCUUCUCAGUUCAACAGCUAGACAGAGGGUGACCUUCUGGUGUAAAAACAUGGUGGCUGUCAACGAUUUUGAUAGCAACUCAAAAGACCAUGCGUUGAAGUUGAAGGGAGUCGGUGAUACCAUUGUCAGUGAUUAUACUACAAUAAUGGACGAAUGUUCGACUAAACCCAGUAGUAUCGGAAAGACUGUCAUCGAGUACAUGACUCCAAGAGUCGCUCACAUGCCACUUGUUGACAUAGCUCCAUUCGUCACUGGUCGAGUCGAUGAAGAAUUUGGAGUUGAGUUUGGACCAGCUUGCUUUAAGUAAGCACGCAACGAGUCGAUUCAAGUUUAAGACAAUCAUAUUACUAUAAUCACAUUAUACAUCCUGACGGACGACGGAACGGACAAAACGACUACGAACUUGUUUAAAGCAAAAUGAUUUUUGAAAGAUGACGACUUUAUAGCGAUGAGUAUUUUAUAAGCUUAUUGUAAUUUUUAUACGACGAUGACGACCCUUUUUGUAAUGUUUUCUUUUUUCAUUUACUCUUGUUUUUAUUCGUUGGCCUUAUUCAAUAUAACGGCCAUGGCCAUGCUACUAUUACUUUGCCAACCGUUGCCAUUUUAUCAGCAUAUAACCGACGUAUUACUCUUUCACCUAUGGCUUUUUGUUUUGCUUGCCCUCGUUAUACUUUGUGACUAUUGCCUUUUAUUGUACCUUACAUCGAUUUUGUCGCUUUUAUACUUUUGUCAUUUACUCUUUUUUAUUAUUUUUCAUCGUAUUAUUAUCUAUAUAUUCAUACAUAUUGCAUGCUACAAAACUUGCUCCAAUGGUGCCAUGAUAGCGAUUUGAUGAACGUUAAUUUUUAAAAUCAGCAUACUUAGUUCGUGGAAACAAAUUAAGUGCAACAUCGGCGGAAUAAUUUCAUACGAGUCAGUCGCAGGGCUACCAAUGUAAUAUUUUAUUAUUGUUUGUUCUAUUUUGUUACUUGUGUUGUCAUGUAUUAUGUCUUACUCAAUGUCACAGUUGAAUUAUUGUUGCUUGUUUGCGUUUAUGUGUACAGACCACUAACCCUAACAUUUGUCCCAAAUGUGAAUUGUUCGGGACCAUCUACCGCCGUCAGUAUUAGCUUGAGCAGAGUACUUGCAUUCCAAGUACUCGUGUUUGCGCCCUUCCAUAUUUAGUAUCUGGUAUUUAUACAACUAGACCUGCAACUGAUCUCGUGCCAAAUUAUUAGCGAGCAAAAUGACAGCUUUGUUAACCAGCACUAACAUUGAUGCCAUUUUCUCGCCUCGACUACCUUUAAUAUAUUCCGUCGUUCUUCUGCUACUUUUUGUUUUCCAUGAGCAUAAUCUUAAUAUUUUGUUAAGCGAUCAUGUACCACUUUCUGCCAACGCAUCGCAAAGUGGUCGGAAAUUGACUUGUGCGAUUUUUAUUAUUUUUAUGUUUCUGCAUCAUGUAUUUUAUAUUCUUUUUUAUUCUUCUGCUGCAAAAUAAAAUGUAUCGCCUCGUGCGUUACGAAAAA
This is a messenger RNA of Styela clava, 5923 nucleotides long. Lineage: Eukaryota; Metazoa; Chordata; Ascidiacea; Stolidobranchia; Styelidae. The record is from RefSeq and is a predicted model, not a curated record.